Molecule: messenger RNA, 910 nt
Organism: Zymoseptoria tritici IPO323
Lineage: Eukaryota; Fungi; Ascomycota; Dothideomycetes; Mycosphaerellales; Mycosphaerellaceae
Exons: 2
Coding region: 47-910 (287 amino acids)
Cellular component (GO): ascospore wall; prospore membrane; lipid droplet
Source: RefSeq, a predicted model, not a curated record
CCUCACUUCCCUCUCCUUCCCUCCCCCCGACAUCAACCCAUCAAUCAUGUCGUCCUCCAACCGCAAGAACAAUGUGGCCGAGACGGUCAAGAGGACGGCGCGCGAAGAGCUCAACAAUGCCACCGAAAUUGCGAGAUCUGGUGUGAUGAGCGGCACCUACCUCUACCCGAUCAAGGGCAUCUUCUACCUCCUCUCCAACCGCAGCCUCUGGAAGCCGCUACUCUCAAAAUUGGUUCCUACCGCAGGACUGGGGCUCGGCAUCACGACCUUCAUGUUCUUCUUCACCUACCUCCCGCAACUUGCCAUCCUGUUCUUCACGUCUGGACCUCUCGCAACGCUCACGACCAUCCUCCUGGUCCUCUCCGAGAGCUCCACCCUUACCAUGGUCCUCUCCAAGGCUCUUCUCAUCGAAGAUUCCCUCAUCGACACCUUUGACGGCACUCUGGUCGCUCGCGGUCACACUGGCCUCGUUGAGAAAGAGCGUCAGGUCAAGUCAUCCGGAUUCGGCGACUCCAUUCAGCGUCUUGGCAAGCUCGCAAGCAAACCAUUCCAGAAAUUCACACCAUCCGCCAUUGUCCGUUACGUCAUGUACCUGCCGCUCAACUUCAUCCCUGUCGUCGGUACAGUCAUGUUCGUUGGUCUCCAAGGACGUCGGUACGGACCUAGCGCACAUGAUCGCUACUUCCAGCUCAAGGGAAUGAACACCGCUCAGAAGGAGGAGUUUGUGGAGAAGCGCACUGGCCCGUACACGCUGUUCGGCAUUCCCGCCGUGCUGUUGGAGACCAUUCCUGUUGCGGGUAUCUUCUUUGCCUUUACGAAUGCCUGUGGCGCAGCACUGUGGGCCGCAGAUCUUGAGUCCAACGGUGGAACCGCUCCAGGACUCACCCAGCAAGCUAAGAAGGCCAAAUGA